Molecule: messenger RNA, 1127 nt
Organism: Aricia agestis (brown argus)
Lineage: Eukaryota; Metazoa; Arthropoda; Insecta; Lepidoptera; Lycaenidae
Gene: Fa
Product: FMRFamide-related peptides-like
Exons: 3
Coding region: 60-614 (184 amino acids)
Source: RefSeq, a predicted model, not a curated record
GUUACGCCGUACACGCUCUACGCGGUCGAACUUACUUCGCGAGUGCUAGUGAUUCGAAGAUGUACUCGAGAGUGGUAACACUGUCGCUGGUGCUGUGCCUCAUCGCGGGUGUCGUCAGCAACCCAGUCAGAAGAUCACCAGGCCUGGAGGCCCGGCGGAGAAGCGCCAUCGACAGAAGCAUGAUACGUUUCGGGCGAUCGUAUCCCGCACAGCCGUCAGCGGCGGAUAUACGAGAGGCGCUCCAGAGGCCCACCCGCAAGGGCAACAGUUUCCUCCGCUUCGGCAGAUCGCAACCCGUCGCCCUCACGGCGGACGACCUCCUGUCCCUGUUGAGGGCCUCUGAAAACGACUACGACUCGCCGCUCGACAAACGCGUGUCCAACUUCGUGAGGUUCGGCCGGGACCCCAAGUUCAUCCGGCUCGGGAGGUCCGAAGAGAACGAGAGGGCCGUGGAGCAGACCUCCGACGUCAGCGGCUACCCCGAGAGGAAGCACCGCGCCAGGGACCACUUCAUCAGGCUCGGCCGAGACAGCGAGGAACUCGGCACCAACUCGGAGGAAUUCCUCGACGAAAGGAAAAAGCGAUCCGCCGAAUGCCCCGACUGCCAGUCGUAAGGGGAUAUCAGUCUGAUAGUGCCAAAUGAUACGAUAUUUUACGACUCACCAAAUGGUUGUUUUUACUAUUUUUAACACUCUAAUUGUCGCCGUAGCCGAUCCUUGGUCAAUUAACUUCUAAUGUUAUACUCUGAUAGAGAAUAAGGUUUUCUCGGGUAGACUCUCAAAGUACGCUCAAAACUGAUGCACAAAAAUCGACGGUAAAUACUUUAUGACGUUUGGAUUUUCCCGCUCAUUUUCAAUCUCGCAUUAACAUGUGCAGACGCCAAAUGAUGAAAAAGUUUGCUUUAUUUUGUGAUAACGUUGAAGCUAGAUCGUUCUUCGUCGCAUGUUAUUGACUGACUUAAGUAAUAUAAAAGAGUAUUCUAAUAUUUAGUAGUGUGCCCUCGAUAUUGGAACAUAUUUUAAAAUUCAAUGUAUAUAAAGGUUUAUAAUAGUUACGAAUGUCUAUAUGUCUGUUUAACAGUACAUAAUCUGUUACGGUUAGCAAGAUGCGCUUAAAACUAUACUUAU